This is a messenger RNA of Pediculus humanus corporis (human body louse), 216 nucleotides long. RefSeq lists its product as uncharacterized. NCBI's taxonomy places the organism in Eukaryota, Metazoa, Arthropoda, Insecta, Psocodea, Pediculidae. Bases 1 to 216 code for a protein of 71 amino acids. The transcript is spliced from 2 exons. The record is from RefSeq and is a predicted model, not a curated record.
AUGGAAAUAAGCGAUUCCCAAUUAGAAAUGGCAUUAAAAGACAAAAGAUAUUUACAAAGACAAUUAAAAUGUACAUUGGCUUUGGCACCUUUGGUCGUUCGUGGAUCUUGUCCACAAUGCACACCAACAGAAAUGAGACAAAUACAAAAAGUUCUCCUUCACAUGCAACGUAAUUUUCCAAAGGAAUGGGCAAAAAUCGUACGAACCUAUCAAUAA